Messenger RNA from Trematomus bernacchii (emerald rockcod), 2397 nucleotides. RefSeq names its product zinc finger protein RFP-like. The transcript has 3 exons. Gene Ontology annotation, molecular function: ubiquitin-protein transferase activity; zinc ion binding; protein binding. Lineage: Eukaryota; Metazoa; Chordata; Actinopteri; Perciformes; Nototheniidae. The coding region runs from base 132 to 1778 and encodes 548 amino acids. The record is from RefSeq and is a predicted model, not a curated record. Gene Ontology annotation, biological process: protein ubiquitination.
GAAUGUUAAGUUAGUCAGAGAGGCAGCCACACUGCAGUCGAGACUAGUCUCUGUUUCUGUCUAAAGAAAAUACAAACUGAGUUCAUCAGAUCUUUCUCAACAACACAGCAGAGUCUCUGUCAAACACUGAUAUGGCUGCUGCAAGCUACCUGCCAUCUGAAGAUCAGUUUCUCUGCUCCAUCUGUCUGGAUUUGUUCACUGAUCCAGUCACUAUACCAUGUGGACACAACUUCUGUAAAACCUGCAUCACUGAACACUGGGAUACAAGUGACAGGUGCCAGUGUCCCAUGUGUAAAAAAGAGUUCAACACAAGACCUGAGCUGCACGUUAACACUUUCAUCUCUGAGAUGGUCGCUCAGUUCAGACAGUCGGCUCAACAGAAAGCCAGCAGCAGCACCAGCAGCAGCAGCAGCAGCUCAGAGCAACAAGUCUUCAAACCAGGAGAAGUUCCCUGUGACGUCUGCACUGAAACCAAACUGAAGGCCCUGAAGUCCUGCCUGGUGUGUCUGACCUCCUACUGUGAGACUCACCUGGAGCCUCACCUGACAGCUUCAAGCCUGAAAAGACAUCAGCUGAUCGACCCUGUGGAGAACCUGGAAGACAGGAUGUGUCCGAAGCACGAUAAACCUCUGGAGCUGUUAUGUAAGACCGACCAGACAUGUGUCUGUAUGCUCUGCCAUGUUUCAGACCACAAGAUGCAUGAUGUGGUUCCUCUGAAAGAAGGAUAUGAAGGGGAGAAGGCCGAGCUUGAGACAGAAAUUCAGCAGAUGAUCCAGAAGAGACAACUGAAGAUUGAGGAGAUCAAACACUCAGUGGACCUCAGUAAGGAAGAAGCAGACAGAGAGGUAGCAGAAGGUGUUCAGGUCUUCACUGCUCUGAAGGAGUCUGUUGAGAGAGGCCAGGCCAAUCUCAUCAACACGAUCAAAGAGAAGCAGAAAACUACUGAAAACCAGGCGGAAGAUUUCAUCAAAGAGCUGGAACAGGAAAUCUCUGAGCUGAAGAAGAGAAGCUCUGAGGUGGAGCAGGUCACACACUCUGAAGACCACCUCCAUCUUCUCCAAAGAUUCAUGUCCCUUAAAGUUGCUCCACCCACCAAGGACUGGACAGAGGUCAGCAUCCAUUCAUCACAUGAGGGAACUGUGGUGAGAGCUGUGGUUCAGCUGGAGGAGACUUUCAGUGAAGAGAUGAAGAAGCUGCUUGAAGCUGAGCUGAAGAGGGUCCAGAAGUACGCAGUGGAUGUGACUCUUGACCCUGAUACAGCAAGUCCAUAUCUCAUUCUGUCUGGUGUUGGAAAACGAGUGAGUCAUGGUGAUGUAAAAAAGAAUCUCCCAGACAACCCAGAGAGAUUUUCUGAUGGUAUUUGUGUUUUAGGAAAGCAGAGUUUCUCUUCAGGCAGAUUUUACUUUGAGGUUCAAGUUAAAGGAAAGACUAAAUGGACUUUAGGAGUGGCCAGAGGGUCGAUCAAGAGGAAGGGAGGAAUCACACUGGGCCCUCGGUGUGGUUACUGGACUAUAUGGCUGAGAAAUGGAAUCGAGUACAAAGCUCUUGAUGCUCCUCGAGUCCUUCUCUCUCUGAAGUCUCAGCCUCAGAAGGUGGGGGUGUUUGUGGAUUAUGAGGAGGGUCUGGUCUCCUUUUAUGACGUAGAUGCUGCAGCUGUUAUCUACUCCUUUACUGGCUGCUCCUUCAAUGAGAAACUCUUCCCAUACUUCAAUCCCUGUAAUAAUGAUGGUGAUAAAAACUCUGCACCUCUGAUCAUCUCUCCUGUCAGAGUAAACUAAUCACUUAUCCUGUAUUGAUUUAUUUCCAUUCAAGGUAAUAAACAUAUUUAGUGUCAAAACUGUAUAGCUUCCAUCUUAUUUUCUACAGAAUCUGUUUACUCUGGCACAUUUGUUUUACACGUCAUUGUUGAGAUAUUUUAUGACAUGUAUCCUAUUACUCAACACUGUAAAUAUCUUCCAGAAGAAAUCACUGUUUUCUAAUAACGUCAAAUAUGUCAAGCUGCUGUUUGCAGCUCUUCUUGGAAAACAACUCAAAAUCCAAGUUUUUGAUAAUUUUUCUAUUUGAUGUCCAGCCAAAACAAAUGCUUAAUAUUGCAAGAAAUAGGGCUCAUAGUAAGCCAGAGUAAGGCAUAUUAUAAGCGUGUAUUGUGUACAGAAUAGAGUAUUCUUAAAAGUUAACGGACAAAGGACAUCAAUAGAAAAGAUGCCAACAGAAUGUUCUAUUUUGUAUUAGAAGUUGUUCAGUCAAUCAAUGGUAACAUAGAAAUCUGUAAAUAUGUGAUUGAAAAAUUUAAAAAACUUGCUGUUAAUAGCUAUGAUGAUAACAAGAUAAAAAAGUUAUUGCUAUGUGAUUUAUGUCAAUAUUAAACAAAUACAAAAUCCUUGAUUUAAUUAUGAA